AUGUGUAAGAUGUUGACGAAAGUAGGGCUGCUGCUGGCAGUGGUUCUGCUGCAAGUAUCUUUAUCUAUGGCUGUCAGAGACUAUAUUGGUCUUCCUGCUGGACCAUAUUGUGCGUCCAGGUAUUCUGGAUGCUGCCCUGGACGACAGGAUGACUGUAGUGCUCCAAUCAUAGGUACAUUAUGCUAUUGCGAUGACUUUUGCAAUAGGACGAGAGCAGAAGACUGCUGUCCUGAUUUCUGGUCGUUCUGCAAAAACGAACCAUCACCAAUCACCCAAUUAUCUUGCCAUGCCAAUGGUAGAGAAUAUUUUUCUGGUACAUCAUACCAGGAUAACUGUAAUAAAUGUACUUGUACUGUGAAUGGACCCAUUGCCGAAUUUAUGUGCGAACAACACAUUUGUUUGCUUGAUGAAAACAUGAUCGAUGGAAUCAAUAUGGACAGCCGUCAUUUAGGAUGGACUGGUGUCAAUUAUACUAAAUUCUGGGGUCGUAAAUUGGAAGAAGGUCUAAAUCUCAGGACAGGAACAUUACUCCCCGAAAGAUCAGUAAUGCGUAUGAAGCCUAUUCGCAAGAUCUACGAUCCAAAUUCACUGCCCAGAUCUUUCAGCACAAUUGAUCAUUUCGGUAACUACAUCGGUCCAGUUGUCGACCAAGGCUGGUGUGGAUCAUCUUGGGCAGUAUCCACUGUCAAUGUUGCUGCUGACAGGUUGGCAAUUUUGUCUAAAGGCAGAGAAACUGUUCGAUUGAGUGCCCAGAAUCUUCUGGCCUGUAAUAAGAGGCAUCAGAAAGGAUGCAGAGGUGGUCAUUUGGAUGUUGUUUGGCAGUAUUUGAGGAAGAAUGGAGUCGUUGAUGAAAAAUGCUACCCAUACGAAGCAAGUGACCGUGGAUGCCGAGUCCACCGAGGUGAUAAUUUGCUUACUGCCCAAUGCGAUAUUCCAGAAAAAGUGUUAAGGACUGAAUUGUAUUCCGUUGGCCCUGCAUACCGCCUGCACAAUGACACGGAUGUCAUGCAUGAACUGAUGGUCUCUGGACCAGUUCAAGCCACCAUGAAAGUCUACCGAGACUUCUUCGCCUAUGCUGGUGGUGUCUACAGGCAUUCCUCUCACUCUGGUUCCCACGAUUUCCGUUACCAUUCGGUGAAGAUCGUCGGCUGGGGCGAAGAUACCUCUACUUAUCCACCUGUUAAAUACUGGACGGUGGCCAACAGUUGGGGCAAAGACUGGGGAGAUGACGGUUUCUUCCGAAUUGUCCGAGGAACGAACGAAUGCGACAUCGAAUCCUUCAUGUUGGCAGCAUGGACAAGGCCAGCUGAUCCAAUUCGAGACUUCGAUAACUAA
This is a messenger RNA of Ctenocephalides felis (cat flea), 1335 nucleotides long. RefSeq names its product tubulointerstitial nephritis antigen-like. The record is from RefSeq and is a predicted model, not a curated record. NCBI's taxonomy places the organism in Eukaryota, Metazoa, Arthropoda, Insecta, Siphonaptera, Pulicidae. Gene Ontology annotation, biological process: proteolysis. Bases 1 to 1335 code for a protein of 444 amino acids. Gene Ontology annotation, cellular component: lysosome. Gene Ontology annotation, molecular function: cysteine-type peptidase activity. The transcript has 8 exons.